This is a messenger RNA of Miscanthus lutarioriparius, 423 nucleotides long. The record is from the annotation of a GenBank genome assembly. Lineage: Eukaryota; Viridiplantae; Streptophyta; Magnoliopsida; Poales; Poaceae.
AUGGACGGGAAGAAGGUGAAGGAGAGGGCAGCAUGGGGCACCAGCGACGGCGGAGGCAACCUGGUGAAGGACGCCGUCGACUACAGGGGCUGCCGGGCGGACAAGUCCAGUACGGGCGGCUGGGUGGCGGCGGCGCUCGCCCUCGGGAUCGAGCUGUGCGAGCGCCUCUCCACCAUGGGCAUCGCCGUCAACCUGGUCACCUACCUCACGGGCACCAUGCACCUGCCCAGCGCCGCAGCUGCCAACGUGGUCACCGACUUCAUGGGCACCUCCUUCCUCCUCUGCCUCCUUGGUGGAUUCCUUGCCGACUCCUUCCUCGGACGAUACCUCACCAUCGCCAUCUUCGCGCUCGUCCAAGCCAUCGUAAGCACUCCUGUAUGCAUGCAAUGCAAACUCGAUUGCUGCUCUGGCAUGGCACGAUAG